Molecule: messenger RNA, 2099 nt
Organism: Phymastichus coffea
Lineage: Eukaryota; Metazoa; Arthropoda; Insecta; Hymenoptera; Eulophidae
Gene: Swip-1
Product: EF-hand domain-containing protein D2 homolog
Exons: 4
Coding region: 315-905 (196 amino acids)
Molecular function (GO): calcium ion binding
Source: RefSeq, a predicted model, not a curated record
GCGUGUACACUCAGCGGAGCAGUCGACGCGCGCACGUUGCAGCGCGAACAGGUUCCAUCGUGCUUGCCGCGUGGACUUUCCUCUGGGCGCGCGAUCCUCGCUUCUCGCUCGCGCAGCCGACCACGCGAUCUGCUCCCUGCCGCGAAUCUCCCCAGACCGGGAGCGAGUCGUCGAGCUCAUCGAGCCUUCGCGGCGAGCAGAUCGAUUGCCAGCUGGACGCAGUGCCGUCGGGCCGGUCGAUAGCGCCAAGGCCGUCGCGGGACAAGCAGCUCUGUCGACCUUGAUCGCGAGGGUACAGCCCCGCACGGAGCAGCAUGCCGGCGGACGCGGAGCUCAGCAACAUCCUCAACAGGAGGCAGAAGAUCAACGAGGAUCUGGAGGAGGGCAAGGAGGUGAAGAAGCAGUACCGCUUCGUCAACGUCUACACCGAGUUCCACGAGUUCACCAGGCGAGAGAUCAAGCAGUACGAGCAGACCUUCAACAGGUUCGACGACGGCCACGACGGCUUCCUCGACUUGGCCGAGCUGAAACGAAUGAUGGAAGUGCUCGGCGCGCCACAGACGCAUCUGGGUCUGAAGGCCAUGAUCAGCGAAGUGGACGAGGACAACGACGGUCGCAUCUCCUUUCGGGAGUUCCUUCUGAUCUACCGCAAAGCACGAGCAGGAGAACUCGAGACAGAUUCAGGUUUGGGUCAACUCGCUCGGCUCACCGAAGUGAACGUUGAAGAAGUCGGCGUCAACGGUGCCAAAAAUUUCUUCGAAGCCAAGAUUGAGCAACUGCGAAAAUCGAGCAAAUUCGAGGACGAAAUCCGACAGGAGCAAGAAGAGCGAAGGCGCGAGGAGGAAGAACGAGCUGCCAGACGCGAACUGUUCCGACAAAGAGCUGCUAUUUUUGGCAAAAAUUAAGUAAGACAGCAGCAACAACAGCAGUUCAGCGGGGGAACAAAGAGUUUUACGCUUUAGACGCCAUGUCGUUAGUCUUACAGUAGGUUGUGGCUCUGCGCACGGAGUAUGUCGAACGUCAAUAUGAUAUUAUUCCUUCGUGCUGUUUCGAAAUCAAUAUCCUAAUUUUUGUAUUUCGAAUCGAACGCAAUAUCACACAUACACGUAAAUAUUUUUUCGACAGAGGAGUAAUCCCUGUAAUUAUCGUAGUUACAAGUUCAAAUGUUCUUGAAGGAUUUUUUUGGCUAAAUUCAAACACACAACCACAACUCUACUCUAGUUUGCUUAUUACAGUCAAAUAGAUAAGUAUAGCGAAGGAGACGAAUUGAACUAUAUUUACUUAUAAACUGUGGUUUUUGUCGUUGCACGUGUUUUUCAAGUAAAUCGUAUUUUCUAAGUAAUAGAAGUUGAAACGCAUAAAAUCACGUUACAAUUUAAUAAUGUUCGCAAGUUUUAACUGAUCUUAACAUUGCUAUCGCAACGUUUUGAAAGUUGUCUAAUUAUCUCAACAUUCAACUUUUCUAUGCGGGUUUAAUUCUAUAUAAAUUUAAAUAUUCAAACAUUUGAAAGUGGAAAAGUCAAUUCUUUGUUCUGUAAGUGUAUUUAGUUUUUAAAUUCACGAAGAUUGAUGGUUAUAAUUUAUUAAAAAAAAGUGCAAAAUCAACAAAAAUUCAAAUUUUAACUAGCUUUUAAAGAUUUCAUCAUAAAAACCAUUGAUCGAUUGGUAAAUAAAUUUAGCUUCCGUCGUUCUGAAUGAUUUCACAUUCAAUUUUAUAGCAUUUUUAAUUUUCAAAUAAUGAUUAUUGUGUUAUAAUGAGAGGCGAAAAAUGCACACAAACUCAACGACUGACGCACACAGAGACUGUAAUAUGUCCUCAAAAAACUCCAGCAGCGCCUACGUAUAAAGUCGUUUCUUGUAAACAUUUAGGUUUAUACAUGUAUGUAGUUUUAUUGCUGAAAUAGACAACGUUACGAUGAUUUUAUAAAGAUUUUAUAAGAAGAUCGUGUAUAUACCUAAAAAGAUUGUAACUAUCGCUGUCACUUUAGAGUUUAGAGAGUUCUUUUAGAUUAUAUUAUUAAUUGUAACUAGCUAUAAGUCGUGAGCUACUCAUUCAAAUCAUGUAUCUUUUAUUGUGAUAAAUAAAAUAAUAAAAAUUU